AUGGAAAAGUCCAACGCAGUUCUGGAGGACAUUGACUCCCCUUUAUGGGACUUUUCAUAUAUUUGGUCAUUCAAAGGGUUUGACAUUGAAAUGUCUUCAGAUCCUAUGGACACGGAUCAGUCAAUCCGCGUUAAAAAGACCGAAGUUCUUGCUCCCGCACACACAGGGAACAACUCCAGAUUCUGUGUUACGCCUGAUUCUUGUCAAGAGUCUCUCUUAACCAGCCUUUUGUCAGCACCAAUAUUCAGUGGCCCGGAAUGCGAAAAGCCCGCAUCUAAUGAGUCGCUCGGUUUGUUAUUGCCCUCCAGGGAAGAGCACGAAGACAAAGACUACACUCAGAUGACUAACACUAAUUUCUCCGCCGAAAGCACCGAUAGCACUGGAGGUAAAUGUGCAGCCCUACAAGAUGAGAAAGAAUCUAUCAACGAUUCUAGAGAAAUGUUGGGGCCACACGAUUGGAAUUCAAUAACGUCCAGAUGCUCUUACGAUGGAGAUGCACGUUGUCUUAAUGACUCAAGUAGCGGUUUAUCAUCUCGAAAACCUUCAAUUUCAACAUCAUCACGGCAUGUACGCCAAGAGCGUCCAGUCAUGUCUGGUCUUGCAUCCAAAAUUAAAGGAUGGAUGACAUCGCGAAGGGAUACUGCCAUUGAUAGCUUAAAUCGAAGAGCUUCUAAUCAAAAUUUCCCACAACGGAGGACACUUGGUAGUUGGACGACGUUCAGGGCAAAACAAUAUCUGAAAAGCCCAUUACCCAAAACACCAACAAAACUCCCAGCACAGGCUAGUUUUGAGACAGAUCUUGAACCUCCGGUUUCGGACCCCCCAACAUCCACAGUUCAGACUUCUGAUCUCCAUGAGGCAUUUUCGCUUCAGCAUUCUAAUUCCGUUGCGAGUUCAAUCACCUCCAGCGUCGUCGCCAAAACACUAGCAAGGUCUCAAUGCAUCCCACGAAGCUUUCAUAAAACCGAAUAUGGACGACCGCACCUAAACCUGGAUGUCCCAAUAGUGGAAGAAAGGGGCCCUCUUCCUUUCCAGUGCACUUUCUGUUUAUUGCAAUGCGAGAACAAAGAGAACUGGAUCGACCAUGAGCGAAAUGUUCAUAUGUGGCGGCCAAGGUCUUCACAUCAACCCAUCCGGGCUGCAAAUUAUAGCGGAGCAUCCAGGGAAUGGCUGGAAUCCAAACGUGACUGGUUUUGGAACUGCGGAUUCUGCGGUAUCCUUCUCCAAUCAUGGGAUGAGCGUCAAACCCACUUCAUAGUGCACUUUGAGGAUAAGGAGACGAUGGCAUCUUGGAACCCACUUCAAACGCCUUACCCUUUGGAUAAAUUCUUGCUAACUCCUGUCAUUGGCUUUCCGCAGUGGAGUCCAGCUCCAUUGCUGUCAAACCAACAAGCUCGGAUACGAGAUUUUGUGAAUUUUGCUUUCGACCCACGACUCCCAUGGUGCAAAGCUUGUAAAAUACCGCUCACAAACUGCAACACCUAUGAGGAACACAUAAAACAAUGGCAUUCUCCCCCGAUAGCCUGGCGAUGUCUGAAUCUCGAACAUGCUGAGAGACCUGGCUUAUUUUUCGAGACUGUCGACGAAAGCCGUAUAGACACCACAUCUAUACAAGAACAUCCCUUAGUCCCCGAAACCUUCAGUGGGACAACUGUGAACGGUUCCAGCGAUGGCGACGCCACUUGUUCUUCCGAUCAUUCGGGCUGUUCGAAGUCUGCGUUUAUUCCUGUAGAAGACGAGUUCCCUGCCGUUAGGGCCUACGAAUAUUGCCUCCUUUGUGAGAAUAUCUUCCAUUCAAACUCAACGGAUCUAGAGGAGGAGCACAAGAGACACUUGCGGGAAACGCACAACUUGGAUGAAACGAAGCGAGGUUCCAAAUUCUUCAAUGAAGGGCAAUUUUUGCUCCAUUUAGCUAAUGGCCAUGGCGUCACCCUAGCCCAUUUGGCUACUUUGGCGGAACAUAGCAGCCAGAAAAAUCGUGCACUGGCAAAUUGGACGCCGACGGAUUUCAUCUGA
Messenger RNA from Paracoccidioides lutzii Pb01, 2016 nucleotides. RefSeq lists its product as hypothetical. The transcript is spliced from 4 exons. The record is from RefSeq and is a predicted model, not a curated record. Bases 1 to 2016 code for a protein of 671 amino acids.